This is a messenger RNA of Microplitis demolitor, 1251 nucleotides long. RefSeq names its product putative ankyrin repeat protein RF_0381. Lineage: Eukaryota; Metazoa; Arthropoda; Insecta; Hymenoptera; Braconidae. Gene Ontology annotation, molecular function: protein binding. The transcript has 3 exons. Bases 1 to 1251 code for a protein of 416 amino acids. The record is from RefSeq and is a predicted model, not a curated record.
AUGUCAACGCAAUUUGUCAUUAUCCUCCGCAAAAAUUCAAUUACAACGCAAACUGCACUGCCUUGCAUGUCGCAAUCGCUAACGGAAGCCAAUUGCGAAGAUGAAGAUUGUAAAUAUUCAGGAACCAAAGAAUAUUUCAAUCGCACGCCGUUACUUAUCGCCAUCGAUCAAGGAAACAGGGAAAUUGUUGAAUUGCUGAUCAGAAAUCACGCGGAUAUUAAUUUUAUCACCACUGCAGGAGAAUCCGCGUUUGGCCUGGCUCUGAAAAACGACAACAAUGAACUGAUUCAAUUAUUAUUAGAUGCCGGAGUAGAUAUUAAUUUGCAUUCAAACAAUGUAACUUCUUUACACUGGGCAGUCGCCAGGAACAAUUAUCCUAUUGCUGAGUAUCUGAUUAAUAAAGGAGCUGAUGUUAAUACCGUAUGCCAUUACCCGCCGAGGGAGUGUUUCAAUACAUGCUGCUCGGCAUUGCACGUCGCGGUUAAAAACAAAAACAAAGAUAUGAUUGAAUUGUUGCUGAAAAAUAAUGCGGAUGUUAAUAUCAAAGCUAAUUGCGAUGAAACUACUCCCUGUCAUUUUCCUGUAAGAGAUUACUUCAAUCGCACGCCAUUACACAUCGCCGUUGACAAAGAAGACAAAGAAGUAGUGAAGCUGUUGAUAAAAAAUAAGGCUGAUGUCAAUAUCAGCACUAGAACUGGGGAAACUGCUCUCGGUAUUGCUGUGAAGAAGAAUAAUUUUGCUCUGGUAAAAUUGUUACUGAAUGCUGACGCUGAGAUUAAUUCGUCCAAUGAGUCGCCGUUACAUUUAGCUAUCAAGCGACGGCAUUAUAAAAUGGCGGAGUAUCUUCUCAACCGCGGUGCUGAUUUUAAUAUCAGAGACUCAGGCGGUGCAGUAAUUAAUUUACAAUGUGCUGAUGAAGAUUUUAAAGUUGUCAUCAAGCGGCAUAUCGUUAAACUGGAGGCUGCUAAUUUGUAUGCUGGUUCAUAUUUAUGUGAAAUUGGAGAUGGGUUUGAUUGGUUGUAUAGAGAAUGUUAUCAUGAGAUUAAAUUAAUGAGGAAAACUUGUAUCGGUAAAAGUAAUUUAACUUUUUAUAAUUUGCUGACUAUGUGCCAACAUAAAUUAGCUCUGCGACUGAAACACGUUGAUGUAAAUUAUGCGGGUUCAGUUCUUAAGGGAACAGCGAGAUCGAAGUUCCCAUUGUAUGGGGAAAUGAAAAGUUUUCAUUUAUUUGAAAAUUAUCAGACUAUUUGA